AUGUUUUUUCAACACAAUUUUAAAUUUAAUAAUAACUUAAUUGAAAAAAAACACUUAAUAUCAUUUUUUGAACAAGACAGUAAAUGUAAUUUAAGAACAGCCCCAAAAUUAACACAUUCUCAUAUUUUUCCUGGACCAUUUGAGAAAAUGAAAGUUUUUUUGGCUGCGCAAGUGUUUAGUCAAAGUGUAGCAGCCGGCAUGGAGACUUACCUUGUUAGUAAUAAAUUGGAGUCUUCUUCAAAGGCAACAAUAGAUUUUAUAGAAAAUAUGGACAAACUUUUUGAUAUCUUCAAUUCUUCAAGAAGGCCAACUUCAAAAAAUUUCAAUAGACCCUUUAAACAAACAAAAGAACAAGAAGACCAUUUAAAAUAUAUGCAUAAUUUUUUUACAAAUUUAAUUAUUAUUAGCAAAAAAGAACAAACUGAUGUUACUAACCGGAUGAAAUUUAUUAAUGGUUGGUUGAUCUCCAUAACUGGCUUGCUGUUACUUUGGAAAGACUUAAAAUCAACAAGACCAUUAAACCAACAAGAAAAUUAUGUUUUAUACACUGCCAGAUUAAACCAGGAUACUAUUGAGAAUCUUUUUUGUACAAUUAGACAACAAAAUGGCAAUAACACUAAUCCAACUCCUUAUCAAUUUUUGUUUGCAUUUAAAAAAAUUUUUUUACUUAAUUAUUUUCAACACUCAGAAAAAGCAAAUUGCAUAAAUGAUUUGGAUGCAAUUUUAACUCAAAUACCCACUGAUUCAGACUUAGACAUUAGCACCCUAUUUGCUGAUAAAACACCCUUUCAAUUUAAAAAAACGUGUCCACUUUCUAUAGGACAUGUUGAUUAUAGAAAUUUAGAAAUUCCUGAACAAAAUGCAUUCAUUUAUGUUUGUGGAUAUAUUAUGAGUAAAUGUCUAACCAAACACUCAUGUGAAAUAUGUUUAGAGUAUGCAAAAACCCAAAAAAAUUUAGAUCCUUCAUUUUUGUUAUGCUUUUUUAAAGCGUAUGAAAAUGCUGAAAAAUCAACUUUUGGAAAUUUAAAUAUGCCCCAUGAAAAUUUUUACAAUUAUGUUUAUAGCUUGGAAUCUGAAUUUAUAAAUAGUUUUCCUAUUUUGUCUGUUGAAAAAGGAAUAGGCGAUAAACUUAAAAUGAGAAUGCUUAAUAUUGAUUAUGAACAUCCAUGUCCCAACUUUGAUAAAGAUUACUUACUGAAGUUUUUUUUGCGUUUUAGAAUUUAUGCUUCAAUUAAAUUUUUAAAUAGACAUUUGGUAUCUGAAAAAAAAAUCAAAAACAGAAAGUUAGCAAUUUUGCAGCAUUUGUAA
Macrosiphum euphorbiae (potato aphid) is the source of this 1308-nucleotide messenger RNA. The record is from the annotation of a GenBank genome assembly. NCBI's taxonomy places the organism in Eukaryota, Metazoa, Arthropoda, Insecta, Hemiptera, Aphididae.